GAGCGACCGUUGCCGAGCGAAAUCAAUUUCAACUGAACAAGCGAGCGGAGCUGACGCUAGUGAGAGAGGCGAUUCCAGUGUGAAUUUGAACAAUUUUUAUCAGAAAGAACUACAGAGAUCACCAAUAAACAUGCCUGAAGAAACUCAAGAUGUUGAGACCUUUGCCUUCCAGGCUGAGAUUGCUCAGUUGAUGAGCUUGAUCAUCAACACCUUCUACUCCAACAAAGAAAUCUUUCUUCGUGAGUUGAUUUCCAACUCUUCAGAUGCUUUGGACAAAAUCCGUUAUGAAUCUCUUACCAACCCAUCCAAGUUGGAUGCUUGCAAAGAAUUGUUCAUCAAAAUCAUCCCGAACAAGAGCGAGGGAACUUUGACCAUCAUUGACACUGGUAUUGGUAUGACCAAGGCUGAUUUGGUUAACAAUCUGGGUACCAUUGCCAAAUCUGGAACCAAGGCCUUCAUGGAAGCUCUGCAAGCUGGAGCUGAUAUCUCUAUGAUUGGUCAAUUUGGUGUUGGUUUCUACUCUGCAUACCUUGUAGCUGACAAAGUUACUGUAAUGUCCAGGAACAAUGAUGAUGAACAGUACAUUUGGGAAUCCUCUGCUGGUGGUAGCUUCACCGUUUGCGUUGAUCAAGGAGAACCCUUGGGUCGCGGUACUAAGAUUAUUCUCCACAUUAAGGAAGAUCAAACUGAAUUUUUGGAAGAAGAGAAGAUCCGCGAAAUCGUCAAGAAGCACUCUCAAUUCAUUGGUUACCCAAUCAAGUUGCUCGUAGAGAAGGAACGUGAAAAGGAAUUGAGCGAUGAUGAAGCUGAGGAAGACAAGAAAGAGGAUGAAGCUGAAAACAAGGAUGAGCCCAAGAUUGAAGAUGUAGGUGAAGAUGAAGAGGAAGACAAGGAUAAGAAGGAAAAGAAGAAGAAGACCAUCAAGGAAAAAUACACUGAAGAUGAAGAAUUGAACAAGACCAAGCCAAUUUGGACUCGUAAUGCUGAUGACAUCAGCCAAGAAGAGUAUGGUGAGUUCUACAAAUCUCUCACCAACGACUGGGAAGAUCAUUUAGCUGUAAAGCACUUCAGCGUUGAGGGCCAACUUGAAUUCCGUGCCCUCCUCUUCGUACCAAAACGCGUACCAUUCGAUCUUUUCGAAAACAAGAAGCGCAAGAACAACAUCAAAUUGUACGUACGUCGUGUGUUCAUCAUGGAUAACUGCGAAGAACUCAUCCCAGAAUACCUUAACUUCAUGAAGGGUGUUGUUGACAGCGAGGAUCUUCCAUUGAACAUUUCCCGUGAAAUGUUGCAACAAAACAAAAUCCUUAAGGUAAUCAGGAAGAAUCUGGUUAAGAAAUGCAUGGAACUCUUUGAUGAACUUGCUGAAGAUAAGGAAGGAUACAAGAAGUUCUAUGAACAAUUCUCCAAGAACAUGAAAUUGGGUAUCCAUGAAGACUCCCAAAACAGAGCAAAGAUCGCUGAAUUACUCCGUUACCACACUUCUGCCAGUGGUGAUGAAGCAUGCUCCCUCAAGGAGUAUGUGAGCCGCAUGAAGGCCAACCAAAAGCACAUUUAUUACAUCACUGGUGAGAGCAAGGAACAAGUUUCGAACUCUUCCUUUGUUGAAUGCGUUAAGAAACGUGGAUUCGAAGUCGUUUACAUGACUGAGCCAAUUGAUGAAUAUGUUGUGCAACAAAUGAAAGAAUAUGAUGGAAAGCAAUUGGUUUCUGUAACCAAGGAAGGACUUGAACUCCCAGAGGAUGAGGAUGAGAAGAAGAAGCGCGAAGAAGAUAAGGAGAAAUUCGAAGGUCUUUGCAAGGUCAUGAAGACUAUUUUGGACAACAAGGUUGAAAAGGUUGUUGUCUCCAACCGUCUCGUCGAAUCUCCAUGCUGCAUUGUUACUUCUCAAUAUGGCUGGACCGCCAACAUGGAGCGUAUCAUGAAGGCUCAAGCUCUCCGUGACACUUCCACCAUGGGAUACAUGGCUGCCAAGAAGCAUUUGGAGAUCAACCCAGAUCACGCCAUCAUGGAUAACCUCCGUGAAAAGGUUCAGGCUGAUAAGAACGACAAGUCCGUCAAGGAUUUGGUUAUGCUUCUUUUCGAGACCUCUUUGUUGAGCUCUGGAUUCACCCUGGAUGAACCACAAGUCCAUGCUUCCAGGAUCUACAGAAUGAUCAAGCUUGGUCUUAGCAUUGAUGAAGAAGAUAUGGUUACUGAAGAUUUGCCAGCUGGCGACGCCCCAGUCAUUGAAGAAACCGAAGAUUCUUCCCGCAUGGAGGAAGUAGAUUAAAUUAAAUCUCUUUCAUUAAUCAACCAAUUUUCUAACCAUGUUUUCCUCUUAGGACAUGUGUUCUAAUAUGUUCUCAUUCCCUUAUACGCUUUUUAUUUUUUCAUUUUGUACAUAAUUUAUAAUCUUAUUUUGAUACAAGUAUUAUUUAGCCAUGGUUAUCUUACACAUUACAAACCAUAGAUAGCGAAGUGUGGUCUAUGUUUCAAAACAAGUUAACAUAUAAAAUGAGAAAUAAUGUGUGAAAAACUCUGUACUGAUUUUGUUUCCAAAUAAAUUCAAAUAGAAAUAA
Messenger RNA from Nicrophorus vespilloides, 2561 nucleotides. RefSeq names its product heat shock protein 83 (gene Hsp83). Gene Ontology annotation, biological process: protein folding; protein stabilization; cellular response to heat. The coding region runs from base 131 to 2272 and encodes 713 amino acids. The transcript has 2 exons. NCBI's taxonomy places the organism in Eukaryota, Metazoa, Arthropoda, Insecta, Coleoptera, Silphidae. The record is from RefSeq and is a predicted model, not a curated record. Gene Ontology annotation, cellular component: perinuclear region of cytoplasm; protein-containing complex; cytosol. Gene Ontology annotation, molecular function: ATP hydrolysis activity; disordered domain specific binding; ATP binding.